Messenger RNA from Ananas comosus (pineapple), 1537 nucleotides. RefSeq names its product E3 ubiquitin protein ligase DRIP2-like. Bases 29 to 1411 code for a protein of 460 amino acids. Lineage: Eukaryota; Viridiplantae; Streptophyta; Magnoliopsida; Poales; Bromeliaceae. Gene Ontology annotation, molecular function: ubiquitin-protein transferase activity. The transcript has 8 exons. The record is from RefSeq and is a predicted model, not a curated record.
CAGCUGGGGGCUUGCGAGCGGAGGGAGCAUGGCCGCCGCGGCCGAGCCCUCGUCGCCGCCGCCGCCGCCGCAGGUGGUGAGGGUGAGGAGGGAGCUCCUCACCUCGCGCAUGACGUGCCCCCUCUGCAACAAGCUCCUCCGCGAGGCCACCACCAUAUCAGAGUGCCUCCACACGUUUUGUCGGAAGUGUAUUUUUGAAAAACUGAAUGAUGAGGAGUUUGAUUGCUGCCCAACUUGCAACAUCGACCUUGGUUGUUUACCUGUGGAAAAGCUCAGGCCUGACCACAACCUGCAAGAUAUUAGAGCUAAAAUAUUUCCUUUUAAAAGGAGAAAGAUUAAUGCCGCUGAAGUUCCUCCAAUUACAUUGCCAGUUAGAAGAAAGGAAAGGUCUCUUUCUUCUCUGGUCAUUAGUACACCUCGAGUAGCAGCACAAACCAGCUUAACAGGAAGGAGAACUAAAGCUGCGAGAAGAGCUUCUGCUUCUUCACGUGGAAUUGGCUCCACUGCUAAUGAGUCCGCGAAGGAGGCAAAUAAUGUUGAAGACAGAGAUGAGAGCAAAAAGAUUAACACAUCUGAAACGUUGAUGAAGAUGGCUCAAAACAAAAAACAGAAUAAUUUGGAUCCAGAGACAUCCAAUCAGGCAUUUAAUAAGGAUACAGAAAAUGGGAGAGAGUCAUAUAUGGAUAAGGCAGAACUGUGGAAACCUUUGAAUUGUUUGGUUGAGGCUGCAAAUAGAACAAAAGCUCUUAGAUCCAGCCCACAAAGACCCAUUGUUAAGGAAGAGCAAAUAAAUGAGUCCGAUAAUGGAGUCAUGAUUCAUAAAUCCAAAUUCAAAGAGCAUCUGAAUAAAUCCAAAGCACAAAUUGACAGAAAUGGAAGUGAUUCCGUUGUUCCCCCAUCGGCCAAACCUAAAAAAUUACAGGGACUUAGUCGCAAAAGAAGGGAAAUCGACACCUCAGCUCAAGCACUACUUGACGCUGCAAGCACUCAACGAGAUAGAAGAACCAGUCCAGUUUGGUUCUCUCUAGUUGCUUCCACUAAUCAAACUGGGUUACACCUCUGCAGUGGGCCGAACUAUUCUUCUCCCGCUCCUUCGGCUGUUACCUUCCUUCAUCGGGAAGGAGAUGCCCUGUUGCCUCAGUUGUCUGCUAAUUACUUGCGAAUUAAAGAUGGUAAUCUCCCCAUUUCUUCCAUCCAAAAGUAUCUUGCGACAAAGCUUGAACUUGCGAGCGAGAAAGAGGUGGAGAUUGUGUGUCGUGGCAAGCCGAUGAGCCCAACGAUGAACCUUCAUAGCUUAGUUGAUGUGUGGCUGAGAUCUGAAUCAGCGCAAAAGACCUGCACAUCGGUCGGUUCUUCAGCAAUGGAUUUUGUUAUGGUGCUCAACUAUCGUCGCAAAAUUUCCUCCUCUUGAAUCUUUUACUUGUCUUCGACAUCUCGCAGCUUGUCAGAUUAUGCUAAUUAUGAAUCCGCAUUCAUUUGUACUAGUGGAUGUGGAAGAGUUGGUAGAUGAGCCCCCUCCCCUCCUCCCCCCCACGCC